Messenger RNA from Peniophora sp. CBMAI 1063, 573 nucleotides. NCBI's taxonomy places the organism in Eukaryota, Fungi, Basidiomycota, Agaricomycetes, Russulales, Peniophoraceae. The record is from the annotation of a GenBank genome assembly.
AUGGAGAGACGUGCGAAACACGUUGCUGAUAGAUACUUGCCGCGUGACGCCGACGCGGCGGGAUACGCUUUCUCUGCGAUGUAUCUGAGAGUGACCGAGGCGGCGUUCCGUUGCCUGCUGCUCUCCGCCACAUCGGCCGCUCUCGGCCUAUGUUUGCUCACCGGGCUACAACUGCGCUACAUGGGCGCGAACGCACAGACUUUUGCAACUUUGGCACGCAAUAGGUUCAACGACGGCUACGCCUACUUCCCGAUCACCGCGCGGCUCCCGCUGUUUGCUUUGUGUUUCUCCAUUUUCACGUUCUCGAUGUUCUUGCUGAUAGUGGCAUACGUCGCGUGGCCUAGUGCAGUCUUGGCACUUGGUAUAAUCGGAGCGGCGCUCGUUGGGCUUCAGUCCAUCGUCAAGGCGGUGGAGAUGUUUGUUUGCGGGAUCGCGAGGUUGGUGCGCGGAGUGCGUGUGGUAUGCGUACCGGUGGCGGAUGGACUGUGCGGGGAAAGGAAUGCUGUGGUGGAGAUGAUUCAGUUGCGCACUGUAGCCGAUACCGUGCUGCCUGGUCUAUCUACGUACUCCUAG